Molecule: messenger RNA, 3528 nt
Organism: Notothenia coriiceps (black rockcod)
Lineage: Eukaryota; Metazoa; Chordata; Actinopteri; Perciformes; Nototheniidae
Gene: pcdh15a
Product: protocadherin-related 15a
Exons: 25
Coding region: 1-3528 (1175 amino acids)
Biological process (GO): inner ear development; homophilic cell-cell adhesion; sensory perception of sound
Cellular component (GO): plasma membrane; stereocilium
Molecular function (GO): calcium ion binding
Source: RefSeq, a predicted model, not a curated record
AUGGACAGGUCAAAAGAGUUUCGUUGUAGUGACCAACUCUUCAUAUCCUGGGCUAACCCUCAGAAGGGCAAGCCCGUUACCAAGCAACGCCUCUCCCACUGGAUUGUGGAAGCGAUUGCUUUGGCCUAUACGAGUACAGUUUUGGUGGAAAACAUGCAGAUAAAUGGCCGUGCCCAAGACCCAGGCCGGACCAUCUCACUGACGUUACUGGACAACUAUGACUACUGGGUGAUACUCGAUCCCACCCGACAGAGGCUCUACCUGAACAGCACCGGGCGCAUUCUGGACAGAGACCCCCCCAACUACAUCACUACCAUCGUGGUUCAGGUCCAGUGCUACAAUGAGCUGGUUGGCACUGUCAUCUUUCACGAGGUACGGAUUGUUGUGAGGGACAAAAAUGACAACAACCCUCGCUUUCAGCAGCCACGCUACUAUGUUGCGAUAAACGAGCUCACACCAGUUGGAACGACCAUUUUCAAUGGCUUCUCUGGGAAUAAUGGAGCUACGGAUAUUGACGACGGACCCAAUGGACAUAUAGAAUACAGCAUACUUUACAACCCCAAUGACCUGGGAUCUAACAGAACAGUGAGUGUUGCCAACACUCUUUCAGGACACAUUAUUCUGGCUGAGAGGCUAAACUAUGAGGAGAGAACUCGCUACCUUGUUUUGGUCCAAGCCAAUGACCGUGCUCCAUACCCCCCGAACAGACGGACAGCUACGACUACUCUGACUGUGGACGUUCUGGACGGAGACGACCUGGGCCCCAUGUUCCUGCCUUGCAUUUUGGUGAACAACACUCGAGACUGCAACCCCCUCACCUACCGUGUUGCUAUCCCAGAAUUCACUGAACCGAGCAAACUGAACCCACUGAAUGUGACCCCUGCGAUCCGGGCCGUGGACAUGGACAGGAACAUACAGCCCCCGUCAAACAGACCCAACAUUCUUUACUACAUCCUAGUUGGUCAUCCAGUAGCAUACCGAGAGUAUUUCUCCCUGAACAGAACCACUGCAGAGCUGCGUGUUCUGCAGCCUAUCAGCAGGGACUUGUACCAACGUUUCACACUCAUCAUCAAGGCUGAACAGGACAACGGUCACCCCCUCCCGGCCUACGCUGACCUCAUUAUCGAAAUCCUGGAUGAGAACAACCAGGCACCGUAUUUCCAGUUUGCCACCUAUCAGGGCUAUGUGAGUGAGUCCUCCCCAGUGGGAACGACUAUCUCCGCCAGUGCCAACCUCACUGCGCCCCUGGGAAUCAUCGCUCUGGAUAAUGACAUUGAGGAGACAAAAGACCCCUUGGUGAAGAUUACCCUGGAUGACUACACCACGAUCUUCAGCCUGACCCCAACUGGGAUAAUCCGCUACCUGAAGUUGAUCAAACCUGUGGAUCGGGAACAGCAGAUGGUCUAUACUUUCACGAUGGUCUCAUCGGAUGGCGUCCAGCAGAGUACCCCGGUCACUGUGAACAUCCUGGUCAUUGAUGCCAACGACAACACGCCCACGUUUCCCGAGGUCUCCUACAGCGUUGAAGUCUUCACAGACAUGCAACCCGGGGAGACGGUUCUACAGUUAACCGCAACAGAUGCUGAUGAGGGACUGAAUGGUCAGGUGACCUAUGAGAUACUGGCAGGUGCCCAGGGAAUUUUCAUCAUCAGCAACCGCACUGGACGCAUCACUGUGGCUCCUGGUGUCACUUUAACUGUGGGACAAUCUUACGCUCUGACCGUCAAGGCCUCUGACAGCGCACCAGAGAUCCAGAGAAGGAGCUCAAUCACUACAGUUUACAUUGAGGUUCUGCCUCCCAACAACCAGAGCCCUCCGCGCUUCCCUCUCCUCACAUACAACCUGGAAAUCAGCGAGGCUAUGAGGAUCGGAGCCAUUCUGCUUAAUCUACAGGCCACAGACAGAGAAAAUGACCCGAUCACAUACCGCAUUGUGAGUGGGGAUUCCCAGAAGGUCUUCAACCUCUCUGAAACGAUUGGCCUUCUGCUUCUGAGAGACCCUCUGGACAGAGAGACCACAGAUCAGUACCGUCUGAUUGUCACAGCCUCCGACGGCAACCCUGGAGGGACAUCCACUGCCACUGUGAACAUUGUCGUCACUGAUGUCAACGAUAAUGAUCCGGAGUUUGACCCGACCAUAACCACUAAUUUUACUGUUCAAGAAGAGGAGGCCAAUUUGUUUGUCGGACAAGUCAGGGCCACAGAUCCAGACGCAGGGCUUAAUGGCCAGGUGCGCUACCGGAUUGUGAAUCAUCCUGAUUUGUUCACAAUCAGUGCUAAUGGCAGCAUCUACACAAGAGUGCCUCUCGACCGGGAGCGCAGGAGCCAAUUUGACCUGGUGGUAGAAGCUUCAGAUGGGGCCGUAGAUCCACGGCGGACCACCUUGACCCUCUCAAUCACUGUCAUGGAUAUCGAUGACAACAGCCCAGUCUUCUCCCAACAAACUUAUGUGGUGAACGUACCCGAGAACAGCCCUUUAGGGACUGUGAUCCUAAAGCUAAGCGCGGUGGACUCGGACCUCUUCUCCAAUGUCACGUAUCGGAUCAAGACUGAAUCUGCCAGGCAGCUGUUUUCUCUAAACCCAGUCACGGGGGAGUUAGCUGUGCUGCAGACACUGGACUUUGAGGACCUGGCAGCUAUGGGCAUGGGGGCCUCGCACACCUUCCAGGUGGAAGCUGUCGACCAAGAAGGGCUCAUGCCUCCUGGGCAGGCCACAGUCACGGUCCGCAUCACGGACAUGAAUGACUUCUCCCCCAUCUUUACCCAAGACCUGUAUACAGGCAUGGUGGCACCCAAUGCAGAGAAAGGAACGGUCAUCACAACUGUUUUUGCUGAGGACCGAGACCCACCAGGCACUCCGGCAAGUUUUGUCCGCUACAGAGUGGACCUGGACAUGUCACCGUACAGCGGGAGCAUCUUUGAUGUGGAAGAGGAAACUGGAAGGAUCAUCACUAAGGUCAACCUCAAUGAGGAGCCCAGUGUCACCUUUAAGUUGUUUGUGAUAGCCUUUGAUGAUGGAGAGCCGGUGAAGACUAACAGCACAAUGGUGGAGAUCACUGUUCUUCAGCCUUCCCGCAUCCCGAUCUUCACCCAGGAAGAGUACAGGUUCCCUUUGGUUAGUGAGCUGGCUCCAUUAGGCACACGGGUCGGGACUAUUUUCGCUGCUGCUAUCAAUCAAACCAUCUUCUACUCCAUUGUUGCAGGAAAUGAACUAGGUCAUUUUCAGGUUAACAACAGGACAGGUGUCAUCUCAACAGCUAAACCUCUGGAUUAUGAAAAUGUGACGAGCUAUGUGCUUCGGGUCCAGGCUGACUCCAUGUUGGUUGUCAUGUCCAACCUGCGUGUGCCUUCUAAAACUAACACAGCCAAGGUGUUCAUUGAGGUGCAGGAUGAGAACGACCACCCUCCUGUUUUCUCCAGGACCCUCUACAUUGGCGGCGUGACGGAGGACACCAAGAUCUUCAGCUCUGUGCUCAAGAUAGUGGUGGAUAUUAAAAUUCUCCCACGCUCAAGCCACCAAAGCCUGUAA